AUGUCAGUGGUGGAGAAAGGAAAGGUUUGUGUAACCGGCGCUGGUGGUUUUCUGGCCUCGUGGCUAGUUGAUCUUCUCCUCUCUAAGGAUUACUUCGUCCAUGGCACUGUCAGAGACCCUGAUAACGAAAAGUAUUCUCAUUUAAAGAAGCUCGAGAAAGCUAGAGACAAACUCAAACUCUCCAAGGCUGAUUUGCUGGACUACGCCUCUCUUCAAUCAGCUAUUGCAGGUUGCAGCGGCGUCUUCCAUGUCGCAAGCCCGCUUCCAUCAUCUCCACUCCCAAAUCCUGAGGUAGAAGUGAUGGCACCGGCUGUGGAUGGGACGUUGAAUGUGCUCAAGGCAUGCGUGGAAGCAAAUGUUAAGCGUGUUGUGUACGUUUCCUCUGCAGCUGCACUUAUUAUGAACCCUAAUUGGUCAAAGGACCAAGUUAUAGAUGAGGCAUGUUGGUCUGACCUGGAGUUUUGCAAAAGAUCUGGGAAUUGGUAUCGUGCGUCGAAGACACUAGCAGAAAGUGAAGCUUUCAAAUUUGCAAAACGAACCGGGAUUGAUCUCGUCAGUAUUUGCCCUACCUUGGUCUUUGGACCUGUACUGCAGCAACACACCGUUAACGCUAGUACCCUUGUUCUUGCCAAUCUUCUUAAAGAGGGUUUUGAGUCACGGGAGAACCAAGUGAGAUUUAUUGUAGAUGUGCGUGAUGUAGCUCAAGCGUUACUUUUGGUUUAUGAGAAACAAGAAUCUGAAGGAAGAUACGUAUGUACAGCCCACAAUGCUAGAGAAAAGGAUGUUGUUGAAAAGCUCAAGAGUCUUUACCCUAAUUACAACUACCCAAAGAGCUACGUCGAAGUGGAAGAAAGGGCUAUAAUGAGCUCAGAGAAGUUGCAGAAGUUGAGUUGGACUUUCAGACCUUUGGAGGAAACACUUGUGGAUUCGAUAGAGAGCUACAGGAAAGCUAAGAUCCUGGACUGUUAA
Eruca vesicaria subsp. sativa (arugula) is the source of this 969-nucleotide messenger RNA. The record is from the annotation of a GenBank genome assembly. NCBI's taxonomy places the organism in Eukaryota, Viridiplantae, Streptophyta, Magnoliopsida, Brassicales, Brassicaceae.